Messenger RNA from Oreochromis niloticus (Nile tilapia), 1048 nucleotides. Its product is annotated as endonuclease domain-containing 1 protein-like. The transcript is spliced from 3 exons. Bases 1 to 1026 code for a protein of 341 amino acids. The record is from RefSeq and is a predicted model, not a curated record. NCBI's taxonomy places the organism in Eukaryota, Metazoa, Chordata, Actinopteri, Cichliformes, Cichlidae. Gene Ontology annotation, molecular function: metal ion binding; nucleic acid binding; hydrolase activity.
AUGUCUGUGAAUGACAGGGACACGGGUGUAAAAGUGAAGGUACAAGGAGCAGAGCUAGUGAAGAUGAUCAAGUGUUUGGCAAUGUCAUUACCAAAGCAGCUCCUGCCCCUUGCUGCUCUCCUCCUUCUGUCCAUCUUUCCCACUGAAACUAAAGUGGUGGCAUCAGUGGAAGACUGUAAGGAGAUUUUUCUCCAGCAAACUCCACCACACAUCCCAGGAAUUUUGGAAGGAGGGAUCAUCCUGGACCAAAACAGAUACAAACUAAUUCGCCAGACUUUCAGUAACACCAGAACAUUUGUGACGCUGUACGACACAAAGAACAAGAUUCCAGUUUUUUCUGCUGCAAAGUACAGAGGGGGAGCUGGAGGCAAGAGGCCCAAGAUCAAAUGGAUGAUUGAACCACAGCUUGAAAACAUACGAGACAAACGCAUUAUGAGAAAAUCAAACAAGAACAUCUUCUACAACUACCAGGCUGGAAAUGAAGAUUACAAAAACAACCAAGGGUUUGACAGAGGACAUUUAUUCCCAAACUCGUACGGAUCCACUCCUAUUGAAAAAAGGUCUACUUUUACUCUGACUAACAUUGUUCCCCAAAUAGGUAAUUUCAACCAGGGAAGCUGGAACAGAAUGGAAAACUGUGUCAAAUGUGUUUUGAAUGAAUAUUGCCUUAACAACAAUGACAAAAUAGAAGGCUUUGUAGUUACUGGAGCACAGCCCAGCAACAAUAGUCUCAACAACAAGAUCAAUAUUCCUUCAGUGCUCUGGUCAGCAUUCUGCUGCUACAGUCACAGGCAGAACAGCUGGCUGGCGAGCGCACACUGGGGCGAGAAUGUUGCCGAUGGCCCUAAAUACCUGCAGACACAGACCUUAACAGAACUCCACAGAACCCUGGGAAUUGAACCAUUUCCUCAAACACAAUGUCCCCUUCACACCACUGUCACUCACUUGUACUCAGACCUUUCCUCUAACUGCAAUUGCUCACCCACAUCAAGUACAUCUUCUCCUACAACCGCUGCUAUCCCUUGAAGUCCAAUAUCUGUGUCUUCCA